AAAAGGCCCCCUUUAUCCGGAUUGAAGCUCUAAUCUGCUCGGUGUCGCAUGACUGCUCCAGGAAACCCGUUUGAGCACCUUCAUAUAAGGCUGGAGUAUAAACGUAGGAUGGCUGCCAUUAAAGCCGUUUUUACAAAAGCCCACUUCCUUUUACUGUCAUCUGAGGGAAAGAGUGAGAGACAGGGAGAGAGAGACGGAGAUGAAGGGAGAGAGAUUAUUCAAGCUACAGCCGCUACAGUGACUAAUGUGGAACAUGCAAAUUAGAAGAUAAAUGUCACAUAAUGAAACAUUCACCCAUGAACCAAUAUGGAGAAGUUUGGGGACAUUGAAGCCUGCUCCCUAGUCUGGGGUUAGAUGGAGAUGCCGCAAAGUGGCUCAAGCUGUGAUUACACUGGGCUACAUGUGCGUCGAGGGAGGUCUGCAGGCCAGAUGUUUGGACUGGUUUUUAUUCUUACGUCCCCCUCUUUUCCUGGUUCAUCAUACAUCAGACUUCAGAUUGGAGACCGUAUUUCACCUCUAACGCGUUCGCAAAAAAUAUUUAAGCAGUCCAGCAGGUAGAAGGAUAUGAAUUAUAUGACAGCUAAGAUCUUAUUAAUGCGUCUGUGCGCGCGUGCGUCGUGGGUUAAAAAGACUGGUGAUAUAAUAGGCCUAGUUUUGUAUAAUGGGCCAAAUUAGUAGGCUUAUCUGAAUAUAUCAAGACACUCUCAUAAAAGACACUUUUCAUGUAUGUUAGUAAUUGUUGAUUAGUUGCAAUAACGUAAAAUAAGGGUGCACUUGUAAAGGGAUUAUAGUAAACAGUAAACGAGAUGUACAGAAAUGUCCUUAGUCACAGCACAUUUCCAGAGCGCAUUUGGAGAAAGGAGGAGGAGAUGCGGUUAGGGAGUAGGCUAAUCCAACCACCGGGUAAAAAGGGCAGUUUUAGAUCGCUCAUAUUCCGCUGUAACUGUAUUGCACCGUGACAGCAGCUUUGAGCAGCAGCGGAGCACCAAGCCGGGCGCACCCACAGCAUCUGUACCAACACAUCACUUCUCCUUUCUGCAAGACUGGAUGUGGAAGCAAGCGCACGGCCAGUGGGAAAAUACUCUCAGCCGCACAAAUUUACACAGAAUCGAUUCUGUGAUGACCGUGAGAUUCCACAAGAAAUAUGCGCAACUCUGUGGAUUGCCCUUUUUUUUCUCUUCCUUUCUCUUUUCUGCCCAGUUGUGUUUCCUUAUUCAUUGUGCGCCCUAUGAAGAGCAUUAACUAUCCCUCCCUCCAAUCCUAUUGAAAAGGCUCCGAAAAAAACAGAGGGAGAUGAGAGCAGCAAAUCCCUUUUUUAUUCCCCUCGUAGCGCUCAAUAAGAGAAGAAUGUGUUGCCUAUCAGUCACCGAGGGGAUCAAGUCUUCGGGACUGACCCACGCGUUCAAUGCGCCUUGCAGAGCAUCACUGAGAGAGACAGAGUGAAGAGCACUGCAGCAGCAGCAGCAGCAGCAGCAGCAUCCUGCCUGGACACUUCACAUCAUUUAGCAACCUGUCUCCACUCGAGAUCCAUUUAAGUCAAUUAGGGCUGCCUGCUUCUCUCACCUAUCGAGUCCUCUCACCGGACUUCAGCGUUACACGAUGAGGAGUCUGGCGCUGCUCUUGGGGGUGAAAGCCGCUUGCAUCCUGCUGGUGUCUUCGCUCUCAGGCACAGGAGCCGUCAACAACAGCGGCCGGUGGUGGGGUAUUGUCAAUGUGGCCUCCUCGUCCAACCUCCUUACCAAUUCCAAGAACGUGCAGUUGGUCCUGGAUCCAAGCCUGGCCCUACUGAGUCGUCGCCAGCGCCGGCUGAUUCGGCAGAAUCCUGGCAUCUUGCAUGCCAUCGCCGCUGGGCUGCACACUGCCAUAAAGGAGUGCAAGUGGCAGUUCCGCAACCGCCGCUGGAACUGCCCGACCACCCACAGCCCAGCAGUUUUUGGCAAAAUUGUCAAUCGUGGUUGCCGUGAGACAGCAUUUGUAUUUGCCAUUACCAGCGCAGGGGUGACCCAUGCUGUGGCUCGCUCCUGCUCAGAAGGGGCCAUUGAGUCGUGCACAUGCGAUUACCGGCGCAGAGGUCCUGGAGGGCCAGACUGGCACUGGGGGGGCUGCAGUGACAAUGUGGACUUUGGCCGGAUGUUCAGCCGUGAAUUUGUGGACUCCAGUGAGAGGGGCAGAGAUCUGCGAUACCUCACCAACAUACACAAUAAUGAGGCUGGCAGAAUGACUGUGUCAUCAGAGAUGCGUCAGGAGUGUAAGUGCCAUGGCAUGUCAGGCUCCUGUACCGUGCGUACCUGUUGGAUGCGCCUGCCCAGCUUCCGCACAGUGGGAGACUUCCUUAAGGACCGAUUUGAUGGUGCAUCCAGAGUUGUUUAUGCCAACAAGGGGAGCAACCGUGCAUCUCACCGAGCCGACCCUCGACAUUUGGAGCCUGAAAACCCAGCUCACAAACCCCCCUCUGCCAUGGACCUGGUCUAUUUUGAGAAGUCACCAAACUUCUGCUCAUACAAUGGCAAAACUGGCACUUUGGGAACUUCUGGGAGAACAUGCAACAGCUCUUCUCCAGGCCUGGAUGGAUGUGAGCUGCUAUGCUGUGGACGUGGGUUUAAGACCCGGACUGAGAGUGUGACUGAGCGGUGCCACUGCACCUUCCACUGGUGCUGUCAUGUCAGUUGCUUGAACUGCACCAGUACACGAACGUUACACCAGUGUCUAUGAUCACAGGUGGACCACGAGUGAAUAUUUAGGCUCUUAAGAAAGGCAAAGAACUUCCUUAUCAAAACAGGUAGUUGGCUGUGAAAGCCACUAGCACACAGAUGAUUUGAGAAGUAGAAGCUAGAAAGGCUUCAAGGCGGGUAAACUGAUACAGGGAACUCUCUGGAACAAAAAAAAAAGAGUUUUUGAAGGAGAGAGACGGAGUAAAGCACAAACAUAUGAACAGGGUAUACAGGGAGUAUAUGUGCUUGCUCCUUGCCUUUGUUGCUUUGCAGUAUUAAUUACAAGGGUAUUUAAACACUACAACCUUCCAUGUACAAUGGAAAUCAUCCACAUUCCUCAAGUGUUUAUGCUGUGGAUAAAUAGAAUUAGAAGUAAAGGGACAAAAUGAUGUGGUGGAGGAUCUUUUGUUGUAACCAGGUACUAAAGCAGAAACUGGACACAGUGCUUCACAGGUAUUUCUGCGGUCAGAGAGCCACAAACAUGUGCUCUCAUAAACUGGUGAAGACCUCUACUACAAGAGGAAAGUUAUUUAAAAAAACAUCAGUGUUUUGUUUUCUUUUGCUCAAGUUGGGCUUCACUCACAUGGAACUGUGUGAAAUUUAUCUCCAGGGAUGGGCUGUCUAUUCUCAACUUGUGUACUUAGACCCUGGUUGCAGCCCACCACUUAUAAUUUCCUCACCACAUUUGCCCCUUUAUUUAGAUUUCUCUAGAGCUGAAUACACCUCCACCCUGAUUUGCCACUCUGACUUACCACGGGAUGGUCCUACAUUACCGGUAUCAGUGCUCGCCAAGGAAAAUACGAACUGACUGAACAAAUCUUACUGAGGCAAUGUAAUUUGAAUGUAUUAUCUAUACACUGAAUAUCAUGGCAUGACUAGAUGAAGUAUGGCUAAUCUGAGAAGUUGGUAUUAAAAAAAAAAAUGAAAUGUGACUGUAAAAUCACACCAUGGUCUCAAAAUGAAAACUAUUGCCAUACUGAGAUGUUGAAGUACAUACACUAAACUAAAAAUGCAUGAGUGUAGCAAGUUUAAAGUCAAAGACAAAUGGUGUAUUCCUUCAGGCUAGGCUGCGAAGAGCAGCUACGUCUCAGAUAAACAUUUUAUGUUUAAGAACAGAGCCUCUGCUGAAGAAAUCAUAUUAUGUAUCAGCUAAGAGAACCAAAAUGAUGUAAAUAUUAAAAUAUAUGAAUAUAUUUAUAAUGACGUCAUUUGUAAGUUUGCUGACUGAUUCAUGCACCUGUUGGUGGCUGGAGAAUAUACUAUCACUAGUGUCAAGUCAGGAGACGUUGAUCUUAUACCUUUGUCUAUUUUGGUGUAGCUGACAUGAACCGACUCUUACUAAAAACAGAACAUGAUCACUUCUUUGCUUGUUUCCUGUAAAAAAAAAAAAAAUACUUGUGUUCAUGCACUGAAUAUUUGCCUUUUUUAUUAGUGUAAAUACAAAAUAUUUAUUUCUGAGGAUUUUUAUACUGCUAUAGAGAGAGAUGUCAGAGAUUUUUUUUUUAGAUUUUGAUCAAAAGAUUUAGGUUCCAGGUGAUUUUGUAUUGUAUGAUAGAACAAUAAAGUCUAUAUUUUCAAUUAAGUUGCACUCCUGAAUGUGUCAAAAACUGUUAAUAUGCCUGUUGUAGUUUCUGUGUUUGAGAUAGUUUUGACAACCAACCAAGUGAACAUAUAAGCCUGUCCCUGGGUGUCCUUUGCUUAAUCCUAUUAUCACCACCAAAGCAGCCUCUUUCUCCAGCUCACUAAACAUCCCCUGCAUCUGUGCUCCCAACCACAGAUACAACCCCUGCUUAUCCAUCCACAUACCUUAUUAUGUACAGUAAAGUUUUUUUCUGUUUUUGAAUGCUUUGCUUCAUUUGCUUAAUG
Molecule: messenger RNA, 4577 nt
Organism: Scatophagus argus
Lineage: Eukaryota; Metazoa; Chordata; Actinopteri; Scatophagidae
Gene: wnt1
Product: wingless-type MMTV integration site family, member 1
Exons: 5
Coding region: 1600-2712 (370 amino acids)
Biological process (GO): canonical Wnt signaling pathway; multicellular organism development; cell fate commitment
Cellular component (GO): extracellular region
Molecular function (GO): frizzled binding; cytokine activity
Source: RefSeq, a predicted model, not a curated record